ACCUCGAGGUACUCCUCUUUUUCGUAUUAAAAACCUCAAAAUGGCUACAAGAAGUACGUGACCUUGAUGCUCUGGCAUGCUCUGGUGGUCCAGGUGGAAGGAUUGGAUCUAGAGGAGAACAAAGCUGGCUCAGGGGCUUAUGGCUGUGUCUUUAGAGUGACGGUGAAUGGAAAAGACUGCAUUGCUAAGAAGCUCCACAACAUAUUGCUCCAAGAGCGAUCCCUUGGACAGAGGGAUUGUACAAAGUUUAGAAACGAAUGUCAUAUUCUGAGUGUUUUGCAUCACCCCAACAUAGUCGGUUUUGUUGGAGUCCAUUACGGCCGCGAUAAGAACGACAUCAGUCUAGUAAUGGAGAGGCUUCAUUCUGACUUGGCCAAAUUCGUUGAAACCCAUCGAGACACGAAUAUCGCCACUAGAAUCCAUAUCCUGUAUGAUGUAUUCAAGGGCCUUCACUAUCUCCACUCUCUGACCCUUCCCCUCAUCCACCGUGACCUCACUGCCCCCAACAUCCUGCUCACUGAGGACCUCACUGCCAAGAUCAGAGACCUAGGUGUCUCCAGGUAUGUUGAUCUGGAGAGAUUGACUCAUGUUCUGACAAAUAUCCCGGGAAAUCCAAGCUACAUGCCUCCCGAGUGUCAUGUGGAGCCGCCCACCUACACUACCAAGCUGGACAUCUUCUCAUUCGGUCAUCUGAUCAUUCACACAGUUAUCGGUGAUUUCCCUAAAGUCAAGAUUGUACCUCAUAGUAUUCGCAACUAUUUCAAGUCUAUCGGAGGAAAGGAGGAGCUCAUGCGUCGAAGCACUGCUGUCCAUGGUGACAAAAUGGGGGAUAAACACGCUCUUUAUCCUCUUGUUGUUAGCUGCCUCCACGACCGACCUCAACAGAGACCAUCAGUUGACGAAGUGAUUGUCUCACUCAGAAAGCUGUGUCUACAGCACCCCAGGAUGGCAUUUCUGGAUGCUUGUAAGACGGGUAAUGUGGGUGUGGUUCUGGAGCUACUGGAGUGUGGGGCUGAUCCCAACCAGGCAGACAAGGAUUGUGCUCUUUGCUGGGCCAGUGACAAUGGACAUGAUGAGAUAGUGAGGGUCCUCUUAGCAGCCAAGGCUACUGUCAACACUCAGAUCAAGUCGGGAGCAACCCCUCUUUGGGCAGCCAGUUUCGAAGGUCACCAGAAAAGUAUGGAGCUUCUAAUCGAUGCUGGGGCCAAUGUUGAUGUACCCAAUGAGGAUGGAUCCACUGCGUUGAUUGUAGCUGCUCAGAAUGGUCAUGUGAGGGCAGUGGAAUUGUUGAUAGCUGCAAAGGCUAAAGUUAACAUUCAAGCAAAGGUGAGAUUUACUUAUUGUCUGUUAGUAAUUAGUUGGAUGUGUACAGGAUGGAUGCAAAGGCUCAAGUUGACAUUCAAAAGAAGAAUGGUUGGACGGCAUUGCACAUGGCCAGUAAGAAUGGUCACUGUGGAGUUGUUAGAAUGUUGUUGGAGGCCAAGGCUGACGUCAAAAUCAAAACUAAUGCUGGGAGUACUGCCUAUGAUCUGGCUAGUAGGAAUGGACACACUCAAGUGUGUGAACUACUACACUGACUCUGUACCUUAUUAACUGUACUGUUACCAUGGCAGCUAGCCUCUGAUAGAUACGUAGAUUGGUUUACACUACAUCAUUUUGUCUUAUAAUUUUUGUGUCUACUGUUUCUCAACUAUUGCCAUGCAUUUCACCAUACAGUUACAUUCUCUUUGAUCAAGUACAAAA
Molecule: messenger RNA, 1743 nt
Organism: Halichondria panicea
Lineage: Eukaryota; Metazoa; Porifera; Demospongiae; Suberitida; Halichondriidae
Product: ankyrin repeat and protein kinase domain-containing protein 1-like
Exons: 8
Coding region: 67-1593 (508 amino acids)
Biological process (GO): protein phosphorylation
Molecular function (GO): protein serine/threonine kinase activity; protein binding; ATP binding
Source: RefSeq, a predicted model, not a curated record